Messenger RNA from Procambarus clarkii (red swamp crayfish), 380 nucleotides. The record is from RefSeq and is a predicted model, not a curated record. NCBI's taxonomy places the organism in Eukaryota, Metazoa, Arthropoda, Malacostraca, Decapoda, Cambaridae.
AUGGCGGAGAAAGUAACCCUUGAAGAUCUGGACGAUGUUCAGGAUUUUCUGAACAAAGAGGACUGUCUUGCCAGAUUGAAAUAUCUGGGAAAGCAAGAACUUGUGCUAGUGAACGCAUAUCUGGAGAUCAAAAUACACGAAAGUGACCAACCUUAUGAGUGCCCUGAGUGUGGGAAGAGAUUCACACGUCUUGGCUAUAUGAAGACUCACAGGAUGCUGCAUACGGGUGACAAACCUUAUGAGUGUCCAGAGUGUGGGACGAGAUUCAAACGUCUUGAAUAUAUGAAGAAACAUAUGGUAGUACAUUCAGGUGCUAAACCUCAUGAGUGUCCAGAGUGUGGAAAGAGAUUCAAUCAUCUUGUAGGUUUGAAGACUCACAG